Messenger RNA from Ascochyta rabiei, 1404 nucleotides. RefSeq names its product rRNA-processing protein las1. Gene Ontology annotation, biological process: maturation of LSU-rRNA; maturation of 5.8S rRNA. Gene Ontology annotation, cellular component: Las1 complex; preribosome, large subunit precursor. The record is from RefSeq and is a predicted model, not a curated record. NCBI's taxonomy places the organism in Eukaryota, Fungi, Ascomycota, Dothideomycetes, Pleosporales, Didymellaceae. The transcript has 3 exons. The coding region runs from base 1 to 1404 and encodes 467 amino acids. Gene Ontology annotation, molecular function: endonuclease activity.
AUGGAAGCGUAUACGCACUUUGUUGUUACGCCGUGGCGCAACAGCCAGGAGCUGAUUCAGCUUCGGCGAGACUUUUAUCGGCUAGGUGAUGACAAUGUUGAUAGGAGAGAGUGUGCUGUGAACAAGGUUCUGGCAUGGCGGGCGAGAAGAGAGAGCUUGCCUUUGUUGUUAGACUCGACGGCGGAUAUCGUUGAUGUGGUAGUCCAGGAGGAGAAGGGUGGGCUGAAGCACAACGCGUGCAGAUUGCUGUAUGCGACCGCUAUAUCAAGAUUCAUCACCGGAUACCUCGACACCCAGAUUGAUCUGACGCGGGACCGCCCUUCAUGGUUCCCAUCAGGAAAAGCACUGCAGCCGCCCGUCUCGCUUCUCGAGGUGCGGCACUGCAUAGUCCACAGACACAUGCCCUCGCUAGCCGAGCUGAAGCGCGCCACGCGAGAAGCUCUCGCCUGGCUAUGGGAGUGGUACUGGGCGCAGCUGGAACCGGCCUUCAGCCUCCCCUCGUUGGGGACAACAAGCGGUAACAACGACGACGACGACAUCGGCGCAGCGAGCAGACACGUGCGCGACAAACUCCAAACCAUCCUGCGCACGUACGUCAAGACGCGCAAGCAGGAAAUCAAAUCAAAACGCAGGCCCGAGCUGUGCACAGCAGCGCGCGACGCUCUGUCUACAUGCACGCUCCGCUUCAGCCCACCAGCCAGCACGCGCGCGUUGUCGACGGCGCAAAACGCCCUGCUGCACCUCCUCGUGCGCGACGCGCAGAUGCUGCCCCAGGACAAGCAACUCGGCACCACAAUGUCCGGCGCCUUCCUCGUCUGGGGCCCGCUGCUGAGCGCCUUCUGCGCACAGAGUCCCGCGUGCUUCCACGCGCUGCUGGACGCCGUGCUGGAGGGUAUGCGCGGCGGAGACGAGACGAGCGGGGCGGCCAAAGAGGGGUUCUGUGCGUGGGCCGCGCAUAUCCUUACCAGCAGCGAGUGGGCGGGUGUCAGGAGGGGGGAAAGAGCGGUCAGGGAGAAGGUGCUUGGGGAUUGCAUGACGGAGCUCCGGGUCUGGGAUCUGAGGCUUGCCGAGGAGAUUGUCGGUGUGAUGGGAGGGGAGGGGGAGUUGUGGCGUGCGAUUCUGGAGGCUUCGCGGAGUGAGGAGGCGGGCGAGGGGGUGGUGGUGCGUGAUGAGGUGGGCGGCGAGAGAGAGAAAGAGGCGGAUGGAGAUAUGGAGGUGGAGGUGGAGGUGGAGGUGGAGGUGGACCGAGCCACAGAGGGUGUACCCGUGGUGGCUCACAACCCCGUGCUAGCUCCCGGCUCCAACGAGGUCAAGGAGAAGAGCAGAGGGCCGCAGAAAGUGGUCGGGUUGUGGAAGCCAAAGCCUAUUGGGUGGCUGCCUGAGGGCUGGGACGAGGACGCGUGA